Molecule: messenger RNA, 2225 nt
Organism: Zonotrichia leucophrys gambelii
Lineage: Eukaryota; Metazoa; Chordata; Aves; Passeriformes; Passerellidae
Product: death-associated protein kinase 2-like
Exons: 13
Coding region: 1111-2031 (306 amino acids)
Biological process (GO): protein phosphorylation; positive regulation of apoptotic process; intracellular signal transduction
Cellular component (GO): cytoplasm; nucleus
Molecular function (GO): protein serine/threonine kinase activity; ATP binding
Source: RefSeq, a predicted model, not a curated record
CUGUUUGCGAUGCUCACCGGAACGGCGAAAGCGCGGCGUGAGAGGGGACAGCGGCUCAUCCCGCCUGGUCCCGGCUGUUCCUCAGGGAUCUGAGGCUGGAACCACCAGGAAUUAUUCCUAAAAGGCUUUUUCUGGCUGCUCUGCGCAGCUGGGGGGUGUUUUCAAGAGGAACGCAAAGAGAUCUCCUUGUCCUGAGCUGCUGUGGCCGGAGCCUGGCGCAGCUCCCGGGAAUGCAGCGGCUCUGAGGAAGAUCCUGGUGCUGAGGAAGGUUCUGGUACUGAGGAAAUCCUGGUGCUGAGGAAGGUUCUGGUACUGAGUAAGGUCCUGGUGCUGACGAAGGUCCUGCACUGAGAAAGGUCCUGGCACUGAGGAAAUCCUGGUACUGAGGAAGAUUCUGGUGCUGAGGAAGGUUCUGAUACUGAGUAAGGUCCUGGCGCUGAGGAAAGUCCUGGUACUGAGGAAGGUCCUGGUGCUGAGGAAAGUCCUGGUACUGAGGAAGAUCCUGGUGCUGAGGAAGGUCCUGGUACUGAGGAAGGUCCUGCACUGAGGAAAGUCCUGGUGCUGAGGAAAUCCUGGUACUGAGGAAGAUUCUGGUGCUGAGGAAGGUUCUGGUACUGAGUAAGGUCCUGGUGCUGGGGAAGAUCCUGCACUGAGAAAGGUCCUGGCACUGAGGAAAUCCUGGUACUGAGGAAGAUUCUGGUGCUGAGGAAUUCCUGGUGCUGAGGAAGAUCCUGUCACUGAGAAAGAUCCUGGUGCUGAGGAAGAUCCUGGUACUGAGGAAAUCCUGGUACUGAGGAAGGUCCUGGUGCUGAGGAAGAUCCUGGUGCUGAGGAAGAUCCUGGUGCUGAGGAAGAUCCUGGUGCUGAGGAAGGUCCUGGCACUGAGGAAGAGCCUGGCACUGCCAGGGCUGCUGGAGGAAGGCUGGAGCUGGAGGACGUGGCUGAGCCCAGGGAGGAUGAGGAGAGCCAGGGCCUGGCAGGGACCACCAGCCCGGGCAGCGUGGAGGAGACGUAUGAGCUGCUGGAGAGGCUGGGCAGCGGCCACUUCGGCGUGGUGAGGCUGUGCCGGGAGCGCAGCACCGGCUCCUUCUACGCCGCCAAAUUCCUGAGGAUGCGGCGGGGCCGGCCGGGGCUGGAGCGGGCUCAGGUGCAGCGGGAGGUCUCCAUCCUCCGGCAGCUCCAGCACCCCAACAUCCUGCGGCUCCACGAGCUCUUCAGCAGCCCGGCAGAGGUGGUGCUCGUCCUGGAGCUGAUCAGGGGUGGGGAGCUCUUUGACUUCAUUGCUGAGAAGGAGAUGCUGUCGGAGGAGGAGGCCAUCGAGUUCCUGGUGCAGAUCCUGAGCGGGGUGGAAUACCUGCACGCUCGCCUCAUCGCUCACUUCGACCUCAAGCCCGAGAACAUCAUGCUGCAGGACAAGGAUGUCCCCAAGCCCCGGAUCAAGAUCAUCGACUUCGGGCUGGCCCAGCAGCUGCAGGAUGGCAUCACCUACAGGAGCCUCUGUGGGACCCCCCAGUACAUUGCUCCUGAAGUGAUCAAUUAUGAACCACUGAGCCCUGCGACCGACAUGUGGAGCAUCGGAGUCAUCACCUACAUUCUGCUCAGUGGCCUGUCCCCCUUCCAGGGUGAGACGGAUGCUGAGACGCUGUCCAACGUUGUGGCGGGUGCCUACGAGUUUGAGGAGCGCUGCUUCAGCCAGACCUCCGAGCUGGCCAAGGAUUUCAUCCGCCAGCUGCUGCUGAAGGAGCCACAGCGCCGCAUGAGCGCAGCCGAGUGCCUGGUGCACCCCUGGAUCAAGCCCCUGAGCAGGAAGCAGGCGCUGAGCCGCAGCCGUUCCUCCAUCAACAUGAGAAACUUCCGCAAGUUCAACGCCCGCAGGAAGUGGAAGCUCUCCUACAACACCGUGUCCGCCUGCAACCGCCUGUGCCGCCUGGGGAGGGAGGAUGAGGAGCUGCGCCGCUGUGAGAGCGACCCCGAGGAGGAGAGGAGCCCCCAGACCGCUCUGCUGCGCCGGAGGAGAAGCAGCUGCUCCUGAGCUCCCCCCAAAAAAGGCAGGAGGAGCCUUGGGGUGCCCCCAUCACCCCAUCCAAAGGGGCAGAGGCACUGCCAGCUCCAGUUCUGUGGUUUUGGGGGGUCACUGGGGCAUCAGCACCCCGCUCCUGCCCCUAGGUUUUGCCCUCCUCCCUGCUUUGUCCUAAUGAGAAAAAUAAAUGCCACCUCCUCCUCCUC